CAGUUGUCAGCCAAGUCCCCCGAUAACUGCACUGAUUUUCCGACGACGAGCCGUGAAACGCAUUCGGGUCGCCCCGUUGAUAAUCCAGUUCAAGGUGAACCGCACUUUCGAGUCGUACAAACGGCGAAAGUGGCCAGCCUGGGUGGUAGCGAUUCGACUGUCAAGAACGUUUCCGCGCUGCUCCGUGUAGCAGUUCACUUUGAAUCGCAAACUCGACCGUAGCCACGGUCCCAACGGGUUCCUGCUCCGACUCGAAUCGGUGGAUUUCAUAUGUUUAAUAUACAACGAAGAUUUACGUUGUUCACGUGUGCCUAACCGUUCGCGUGAUGUUGUUAUUAAGUAUCGUUUUCGUCCUCGGGACUGUACAAUACGCGAGUGCCAGUGGAUUCAGAGUCGUUUUGGAUUGGAAGUACUUAGACUGGGAAUCGCCAAACAUCAUCCUGACAGGGAAGAACUUUACUCUCGGAAAUGCCUUCACGCAGGAUGUGGAUAUCGACAGAAAAGGACGCGUGUUUUUGACGAGUCCUCAAUGGCUGGAUGGUGUGCCCAUCACGUUGUCGGUGUUGACCAAUGUCGAAGGACCUGGAGGAAAUUUGCUGAUCCCGUACCCUGAUUGGUCCUGGUUCACGCCUUUCAAUUGCAACAGCUUGGUGUCCGUCUAUAGGUUGGCGAUAGACGAGUGCAAUCGUUUGUGGGUCGUGGAUACCGGUCGCAUCGGCACGAACGCCGUUUGUCCUACGAAAAUAUUGAUCUUCGAUCUAACGACGGAUAAGUUGAUCCAUAAAUACGUGGUGCCGGAUGAUCAAGUGUUAUACGGGAAGGCAGCAUUAGUUACGCCGAUCGUGGAUGUCGGAAAAACCUGUCUCGAUACUUAUCUGUACGUGGCGGACGUGGAUCAAAAUGGGCUGCUGAUUUAUGACUUAUGUCACGAUCACUCGUGGCGGGUAAACAAUACCCGCGGCAAUGCUUUCGGCCCGGACGACGACGCCAUGUUCAUCACUAUCGCUGGCGAAACGUUUGAUUUGACUGACGGCACCCUGGGAAUGUCAUUGUCACCGCGAGGAUUUUUCGACCAAAGGUAUCUUUACUUUAACUCGUUGGCUAGCUACUACCAGAAGUUUACGGACACGAACUCCUUGAAGCUAAGCGAGUUCCGCGAGCCAAUAGUGUACCAAUCGAAUCUGAAGCGAGCGAGCCAGGCAGGUGUCCAAGCAACUUCUCGGAGGGGCGUGAUAUUUUUCCAGUUAGUCCAAUUAACGGCCGUCGCUUGUUGGAACAUUGAGAAACCAUUCACACCGGAGAACGUAGUGAUAAUUGCUCAGGAUGAGUUGACGCUCCAGUACGUGAGCGGUAUCAAAAUCAUCGUGAAUCGUCGAGGCGAGGAAGAACUGUGGUUCGUCACAAACAGAUUACAAAAGACGAUAAACAUGACCCGGAAAUCUACCGAAACGAACUACCGUCUAAUCAAGGCGACGGUUGACGAUGUUAUUAGGGGUACGAAUUGCGAACCCUCCGGCAUAAAGCAUACGGGCCCGGACACUAGCUCCUGGCACCAAGUGUGAAUCAGAUAAAUCGUAUUAUCUAAAUCGAAUUUACCUCAAGAGUUCCUCCAAACGCAUCUUCACGCCAGACAUAAAAAUAUGUUUAUCUGUAAGAUAUUUUCUGACUCGUGGUGUUUAAAUACCUAAAGACGGGACGCAGCUAACAGUGUUCGAAACUUCACUUGUAAAGAAAAUAGUAAGUAACCUAAGAAAAUAGCAGGUAAACGAAAGUAAUUUAUUUCCGUCGUUUGUUCACGUUAUUGCAAUUAAAUGUUUGUAAAUCUUUUUACACGAUAAAUUAAUGUGUAUAAAAUGUAUCAUUUGUAAAUAUUGUUUUUUUU
This is a messenger RNA of Hylaeus anthracinus, 1882 nucleotides long. RefSeq names its product major royal jelly protein 1-like. The transcript has 3 exons. The record is from RefSeq and is a predicted model, not a curated record. Bases 327 to 1562 code for a protein of 411 amino acids. Gene Ontology annotation, cellular component: extracellular region. Lineage: Eukaryota; Metazoa; Arthropoda; Insecta; Hymenoptera; Colletidae.